This is a messenger RNA of Alternaria conjuncta, 273 nucleotides long. RefSeq names its product D-tyrosyl-tRNA(Tyr) deacylase (gene DTD1). Lineage: Eukaryota; Fungi; Ascomycota; Dothideomycetes; Pleosporales; Pleosporaceae. The transcript has 2 exons. Gene Ontology annotation, cellular component: cytoplasm. Gene Ontology annotation, biological process: tRNA metabolic process. Gene Ontology annotation, molecular function: D-tyrosyl-tRNA(Tyr) deacylase activity. The coding region runs from base 1 to 273 and encodes 90 amino acids. The record is from RefSeq and is a predicted model, not a curated record.
AUGAAGAAGGGAAACAAGCCGGAUUUCCACCAAUCCGCAAACGGCGACCAAGCCAAGACACUAUACCACGCCUUCUUCAAGAAGGUCGGAUCUCUCUAUGAGUCCGACAAGGUCAAAGACGGACUUUUUGCUGCUAUGAUGGAUGUUGCUCUGGUUAACGAUGGGCCGGUCACUAUUCAAAUCGACACCAACCCACGGAAGACGGACGCUUCAACCUCGGGUGCUCCAAACGGAAGCAAUCAGCAGACAGUCGACGUUGAUGACCGCAAGUAG